Molecule: messenger RNA, 6374 nt
Organism: Oncorhynchus mykiss (rainbow trout)
Lineage: Eukaryota; Metazoa; Chordata; Actinopteri; Salmoniformes; Salmonidae
Source: RefSeq, a predicted model, not a curated record
GACGUUGUGUGGAGGUGACCGUGCAGUACUCCUGUUCCUUCCUGAGGCCAAUGGAGGCGGUGCUACUGCUGACAUCACGCUCUGCCUCCUCAGUCAGUCCCUCUGGAGCCACUCUGGCCUUCAGCCUCAAGACCCAGGUCACACACAUCACCCCCAGCGGGAUAGUGAAGUGUAAAUCUCCAUGUUACCAGCUGAAGGAGCUCCAACUUAAAGUAAAAAACCCUUUCAGCAAGGAUGCCACGUUCAGGGUGGUGUUGGUAGAGUCUAAAGCCAACAUGCUGCAGGUGGAGAAGAGUCAGGAGAGCCUCAUUCAACAGUUCUCCUUUAGGACCAACCCAAGCUCAGACAACAACACCAGUCUUUCUACAGAUAGGUUGAAUGGUGGAACUGACUGUGGUGAGUGGGAGGACAGUGACCUUCACUGUGAUCCUGCAGAUGAGUGUGGUGUGAAUGAGUUCUUUAGUCCUGUCAGGAGUGUGAGUCUGGCGGCUGGACAGACAGAAACCAUAGAGCUCCACUACCUGCCCUUCCACCUGGGGAAAAGACACUGCUCCGUCCUGCUAGUCAGCCAGCAGGUUGGUGAGCAGGUGUAUCUUGUGGAGGGGACAGCAGAUCUUCCCCUGUCCUCCCCUCUGACCACAAAGCCCAGUCCUAAUGUAGUCCAUGUUAGCAGCGCCACCUCUGAUGGUGCUGAUCCCAGGCCUGCGGUGAACCUGCGUUGCGGCGUGGGCAGCACCCUGGAUGAGGUGGUGUGUGUCCCCCUGGUUAACGGGCUGUGGGAGCGGGCGCUGGCCACAGUGGGGCAGCAGAGGAUGAGCCCUGUGGAGAAGAAGAGGCGCAGCCUCACACACACUCUGGACAGCAGCACCGUCCGGGCCAGGGUGGCGGCCGCUGCUCUCACCACCUCACAGUCCCUGCUGGUCCCUGGUCCAGUCCAGUCUGACCGUCUCUCUCCUCUCCUCCAGUCCCUGCUGGUCCCUGGUCCAGUCCAGUCCCAGGUGUCCCUGCUGGUCCCUGGUCCAGUCCAGUCUGACCGUCUCUCUCCUCUCCUCCAGUCCCUGCUGGUCCCUGGUCCAGUCCAGUCCCAGGUGUCUCUGCUGGUCCCUGAUCCAGUCCAGUCUGACCGUCUCUCUCCUCUCCUCCAGUCCCUGCUGGUCCCUGGUCCAGUCCAGUCCCAGGUGAUAGAGUACAGUGUGAAUGUUUCUCUACCGGAACACUUCCUCCUGCCUCGUACCAUCACUCUGCCUGUGGCCAGGGACGCACAUGUCACACAGGACAACCUCACAGACUCUGAGGUGGUGAUGGUACCACUGAGGUUCCAUGCCCACGUGGCCGGUCGGUUCCGGUGCCAGCUGGUUCUGCAGUCGUGGCGUGACAUCAGAGUCUACCUGCUGGAAGCCGUGGUUACCGCAGAGGGAGACCACGCCCAGCUAGAGUUCACCACGCCCGCUCACCUGUCUGUCACUCAGGACAUCCCUCUGAUCAAUGAGAGCAGACAGGACUGGCGUCUGCGAGGCUUGGUUAGUGGCUGUGGCUUCUACGGCCCUCCUGUGGUGUACAUACGGGCCGGGGAGAAGACCUGUUACCCCCUUACCUUUAGACCCACCACACAGAGCAUCGUCACGGGCAGGCUGUCCUUGCUGAAUGACACAGAUGGGACGGAGCACAGCUUCACCCUGAGAGGGGUGGGGGAGCGGUCCCUACCCCUGGACCACGUGGUGAUACACUGCUCUGUCAGACAGGUCACACACAGCACCCUGCAGGUCCCCAACUACAGCCAGCACCCCCUCACCUGUCAGGUGGUAUCAGACCUCUCCAUCGUCAGUGGACCGCCCACCUUGGACAUCAAACCAGGUCACACCGUCCCCUACACCGUGUCUGUGUCACCAUGGAAACGAGGGAAACAUACAGGGUCCAUGUCAUUCCUAGCCGUGGAGAGUGAGACAGGAACAGGGAAUGAGUCCAGGCAAUAUGAGGUGUGGUUCUCUAUAGAGGUCAUAUGUGAUCCUGCUCCUCCCCUGAAGGUGCUGGCUGUGCACUGUGCUGUUCAGAGCUCUGUUGCCGUGGAGAUCCCCCUUAGUAAUCCGGAGGCGGAGCCGCUUGAGCUGUGGGUGUGUCUGGAGGGAGAGGACCUGAGUGGAGACACCCUGGUGUGUGUCCCUCCCCAGAGCAGUCUCAACUACACAGUCACCUUCUCUCCUGCUGUAGUAGGGAAGAGAACAGACAGUGUGGUCUUCCAGUCGGAGCUGGUGGGAGAGUUCUGGUACCAACUGGACCUGCUGGCCCAACCUCCUGUCCUCACCACCUUACCACAGAGCAGCUGUGAACUGGGAAAGUGGACCAGGCUGUACAUCCCACUGGUCAACCCCACAGACGAGACACUGGAGCUGGGCACGGUCAACAGCAACCCUCGCAACUUCACCCUGGAGCUGGAUACUAGCAGACCACUCAUCAUAGCACCACACUCGUCCACCCAGGUUCCUGUCCGUUUCAGCCCAUCAACCAUCGGAGCUGGAAACCACACAGCCAAGAUCUCCUUCACCUGCUCUCAGUUGAAACACUGGAGCUUCCAGCUGUGUGGUGAAGGCCUGACCCCUGGGAGGAUGGAGCCUCUGUCUGUAGCCUCCCCUGUGGGAUCUCAUUCCUCCAUCAUCCUCCCCUUCAGGAACCCUACUGAACACCCAGCCCUGCUGCACCUCAGACUCACAGACGAGGAGCCCGGUCAGAAGAGAUCAAGCCAGUCCUUCAUCUGUGACAGGAAAGUGUUCUGCAUCCCCCUCAAACAGACACAAGGUGUGCGUGUGUCUGCGGGGGCCAGUGUGGACAUUCCUGUGGUGUUUGCCCCUGACUCCAUGCAACUGCACCAGGCCUGGCUCCUGGUUCAGCUAGAGCCCCUCUUCAACCUCCCCCGCCUGGACUCACCACUCACCACGGCCCAGAGGGACAAGUGUGUGGAGGUAGAGAAAGACCGGGUGCGUUUGGUCCGCUGGGUCUACCCCAUCCAUGGCAUCCCAGAGGCCCCUCCUGAACCCUCUCAUCCAGCGGUGAUAGAAUGUGAGGCUCGCGGUCGAGUGGAGGAGAGAGUGGAGGUGCUGUUGACGGGAUGUGUUCCUGGCUCCUCCGUCAGCAACACAGACACAACUCUCAUCAGGGCCCCCUCCUCCGUCAGCAACACAGACACAACUCUCAUCAGGGCUCCCUCCUCCGUCAGCAACACAGACACAACUCUCAUCAGGGCCCCCUCCUCCGUCAGCAACACAGACACAACUCUCAUCAGGGCUCCCUCCUCCGUCAGCAACACAGACACAACUCUCAUCAGGGCCCCCUCCUCCAUCAGCAACACAGACACAACUCUCAUCGGAGACCCCUCCUCCGCCAGCAACACAGACACACCUCUCAUCAGGGCUCCCUCCUCCGUCAGCAACACAGACACAACUCUCAUCGGAGACCCCUCCUCCGCCAGCAACACAGACACACCUCUCAUCAGGGCUCCCUCCUCCAUCAGCAACACAGACACAACUCUCAUCAGCGCCCCCUCCUCAGCAGGCUUCAGGCUGGCUCUAGAAGACUUCCUAUGUGAGGUGUGUUAUAACAGUGAUGCUGAGCGGUCCCAGCUGGAGGGCUGUGUAACCCUGUCUCUACUGAACUGUCACAGAGACCCCCACUCUGGCAUCGUCUCUCUCACCAUCAACCUCAUCUUUACCCCUUACAAACCUCUCAGGUGUUCAGCUGUGCUGUCGGUUCAGUGUUUGACAGGUGGGCUCUGGAAGUUUCCCAUCAGCCUCAUCUCCACCGAGCCGCAGGUUGAUGAUGUCAUCACCAUUAACGCUGCAGGGCUACACAAGACCUCUGCUGUGGGCUUCAGACUGACCAGCCAGACCAGGUACCCAGAGCCAUUCACAGCAGGGUUCCUGCCAGGUGGAGGCAGUGAGUUCCAGGUGUGUCCCUCCUCAGGUGAGCUCCUCCCAGUGGGGUCAGCCGGUACCCUCCUCACCGUCUCCUUCACCCCCUACAUGUACAGCAAGAGACACCACGCUACGCUGCUGGUCCAGACAGCAGACAUGCAGUGGACGUACGAGGUGAAAGGAACCACGCCUGCUUACACCCCACCCCACUCUGCCUCCUCCAAUGGGAACACCUCUUCCAGGGAACUCCCUCCCACUGAUGUCCGCCAGAGGAACUUUGUGUCCCGGAACCUUCAUCUCCCAGCCAUGGCCAACUCCUCCCCCAUCAAACACAGAGCCUCCGCCUCGCAGAUCAGAUAGAGAGAUCCUUCUCACACUACACCCCCACCCCAUUCCUGUGUCAUUGAAAUGAUCAUACAGGAGGUUUGAAUAAUUAAAGUGCCUGUACUUCACCUCGUUGUCAUAAUUAGAUUUCUGUUGACCUCUGACCAUAUGAACAUUCUUUUAUGCACUUGGCAUGACUUUGGAGACGUUCUCAGUCUGUUCUCAAAUGAGAUGUGUGUGUUUGGAGACGUUCUCAGUCUGUUCUCAAAUGAGAUGUGUGUGUUCAUAUGCAUGUGGGGGUGAAAUCCCUCUUGUCAUCCAGGCCAGUGAACCAGGGGUCUUUCUCUCACCCUGAAUUCCAAGACGGAUGAUCUCCCCUCUGAUUACUUAUCAUGUAGUCUUAACUGGAUGAAAUAACAGACUCUGGUUUAGAGACAGAGAGAGAGAGAGACAUUAUCUCAUUUAUUUAGGCAGCAUUAAUAUUCACUUGUAUCGAUCAUAUCAGAGCGAAGGUUUGGAUUAGGGAAUAGAUUGAUCCUGGAUCGAGAUUAGAAGGUUUGGAUUAGGGAAUAGAUUGAUCCUGGAUCGAGAUUAGAAGGUUUGGAUUAGGGAAUAGAUUGAUCCUGGAUCGAGAUUAGAAGGUUUGGAUUAGGGAACAGAUUGAUCCUGGAUCGAGAUUAGAAGGUUUGGAUUAUUACUGUCUCUGUCCAUUAUCACGUUGUACUGAACUCUACCUGAGACUGUCUCUGUCCAUUAUCACGUGGUUCUGAACUCUACCUGAGACUGUCUCUGUCCAUUAUCACGUUGUACUGAACUCUACCUGAGACUGUCUCUGUCCAUUAUCACGUGGUACUGAACUCUACCUGAGACUGUCUCUGUCCAUUAUCACGUGGUACUGAACUCUACCUGAGACUGUCUCUGUCCAUUAUCACGUGGUACUGAACUCUACCUGAGACUGUCCAUUAUCACGUGGUACUGAACUCUACCUGAGACUGUCUCUGUCCAUUAUCACGUGGUUCUGAACUCUACCUGAGACUGUCUCUGUCCAUUAUAAUGUGGUACUGAACUCUACCUGAGACUGUCUCUGUCCAUUAUCACGUGGUACUGAACUCUACCUGAGACUGUCUCUGUCCAUUAUCACAUUGUACUGAACUCUACCUGAGACUGUCUCUGUCCAUUAUCAUGUGGUACUGAACUCUACCUGAGACUGUCUCUGUCCAUUAUAAUGUGGUACUGAACUCUACCUGAGACUGUCUCUGUCCAUUAUCACGUGGUACUGAACUCUACCUGAGACUGUCUCUGUCCAUUAUCACAUUGUACUGAACUCUACAUGAGACUGUCUCUGUCCAUUAUCAUGUGGUACUGAACUCUACCUGAGACUGUCUCUGUCCAUUAUAAUGUGGUACUGAACUCUACUUGAGACUGUCUCUGUCCAUUAUCAUGUGGUACUGAACUCUACCUGAGACUGUCUCUGUCCAUUAUCACGUGGUACUGAACUCUACCUGAGACUGUCUCUGUCCAAUAUCUUGUGGUAUUGAACUCUACCUGAGACUGUCUCUGUCCAUUAUCUUGUGGUAUUGAACUCCACCUGAGCAGAGAAGGGCCUGCUGUUGAGAUCACAAGAGUGGAUGGUACCAGUGUAUGGCUCUAGCUGACAGCUAGACAGGCUUCAGUUACAGACCUAGUUCAGCCUGCACUAAACCAGCAGGCUGAACAAGGAUAGAGGGAGCUCAGAGUUCCGAGUGUGUAUAUCACCUGUGAGAGCGAUUAGCCAAUCACGGCCGGGCACACGCUCCCAACGAAGCAACUGUCUCGCUCUUUGAUGUGAAAUCUAAUUAAUGCUGCAAAGCCCCUCUCCUCGCAGUGAGUAUCCCCUGCCGUACAUGACAGGGGAGAGAGCAGGAGAGAGACAGAGGCAGGGAGAGAGAAACAAGCAGCUCAACUUCAUUUCAUUUCAUCCUUCUCAGUUGAGCUCUCUUCUGUCUCUCUGUCUCCAUGCACUGAUGACUUCUGAAACCUCUUUUCUCUUUAUCAUCAUGGGUCCUGCCUCACUGAGAGAUAUCCCUGGCUGUGUUUCAUAAGUGUGUGUGUGUGUGUGUGUGUGUGUGUGUGUGUGUGUGUGUGUGUGUGUGUGUGUGUGUGUGU